Messenger RNA from Cladophialophora psammophila CBS 110553, 954 nucleotides. RefSeq lists its product as uncharacterized. NCBI's taxonomy places the organism in Eukaryota, Fungi, Ascomycota, Eurotiomycetes, Chaetothyriales, Herpotrichiellaceae. Gene Ontology annotation, cellular component: Cdc73/Paf1 complex. Gene Ontology annotation, molecular function: protein binding. Bases 1 to 954 code for a protein of 317 amino acids. The record is from RefSeq and is a predicted model, not a curated record. The transcript has 3 exons.
AUGGUCAGUAACCAGAUACUCUUUGUGCCCCACGCCACAGAUAUUUUUGCCCUCGCCGUAACUCGGACCCAAAUCCUCACAGGCUCCGGCGAAUCCUCGAUUAAAAUCCACUCUGCUACCGAAGAUGGCUUUCCCAUUGCUCAGGUGCUGAAAGACGCGCAUAAGCUCGGUUGCCACCACAUUAGCACGGACCGCGAGACUGGCACGAGAGCAGUGAGCGUCGGCUUUGGUGGUGAGGCCAGAGUAUGGAAAUACGAGGAGGGAAAGUGGAAGGACGAUGGGGAUAUUGAUGUCGGUCCAAAGAAGAAAGCAGGGGAGGUUUGGGCUGUGUCUUUGUCCACUGAUGGAAAGUUCGUCGCCGGCACAACUCAGGACGGGCGAGUGAAUGUAUGGAAUCUGGAAGAUGCCGCGAGCCGAGAGAAGAUCAGGGACUUUGAGACGAAAGGAAGCUUCGGCAUGUCUGUCGACAUGUCACCAGAUGGUCGAUUCAUUGCCAGCGGCCACGAGUCCGGGGGAAUCUAUCUGUUCUCCACCGCCACCUCGCGCCUGCUGCACUCGCUUCCUGGACUCAUCAAACCCGUGCGUGCCGUCAAAUUUUCUCCCGGUUCCACUCUACUUGCAGCAGCAGGUGACGCACGAAUCAUCUCCCUCUAUGAUCCUACGUCGGGCGAGCAGGUUGCCAAUCUUAGUGGACAUGCAGCGUGGAUCACGGACCUUGACUGGAAUCACAGUGGUCAGUACAUCUUGAGUGGAGGUCUGGAUGGUAAGCUUAAAGUGUGGGAUAUCGAGCGAAGAGUUUGUGUUGCGACACAUGGCGAGAGCGACAAAGGUCUAUGGUGCGUUAAGUGGCUACCUAAGGGUGAGACCAGUGUUGAGAGACAGAAGGCCGAAAGGUUUGUCACUGUGGGAAGUAAUAAGGCUAUCGCCAUCUACCGGGAAGCCACAGGUGGAUAA